GUCAUGCGUCAAGACCAAGGCAAGGAUUGCACGGUUUUAACUUUUAGUUUUUACUUUGAAACCGAAAUCAAACAGUGGUAGUACAAUAAUUAUUAGUAAUCUGUAAUAUUAGUGGUUUUUGUCUUGAAUUCUUGCGAUUUGCACGAAUAUUGUAAAAUAUUUCUUUGAAGUGAAUCAAUAGUUGUACUGUGCUGUAACUAUAUUUAUAAGAAAUUCAAACGAAUACGUAAACAUAACUAUUUAUUUGUUCUCUUAAAGCAAACAACACAACAAAGUUUAAUUACAAAAUAACAAUGGAUAUUAGACCGAAUCAUUCUAUCUACAUAAACAAUCUCAAUGAAAAAAUUAAAAAAGAGGAGUUAAAGAAAUCUCUUUAUGCAAUUUUUUCACAAUUUGGUCAAAUAUUGGAUAUUGUUGCGUUAAAGACACUUAAAAUGCGAGGUCAAGCUUUUGUAAUUUUCAAAGAAAUAUCCAGUGCUACAGUUGCUCUAAGAAGUAUGCAGGGAUUUCCGUUUUAUGAUAAACCAAUGAGAAUUCAAUAUUCUAAAGGUGAUAGUGAUAUUAUUGCUAAGAUUAAAGGUACUUUCCAAGAAAGACCCAAACGUCCUAAAAUGCCCAAAAACACAGAUGAAUCAAAGAAAAAGAAGAACAAGGAUGCUGGAAGGAGUGCUAUUCCUGGGUUUGGGCAACCUGGCUUAAAUAAUGCCAUUAAUGUUGAACAACCACCAAACCAAAUCCUGUUCUUGACAAACUUACCAGAUGAAACCUCUGAAAUGAUGUUGUCUAUGCUUUUCAAUCAAUUCCCUGGAUUUAAAGAAGUCCGUCUUGUGCCUAAUAGGCAUGAUAUUGCAUUUGUUGAGUUUGCAAAUGAAAUGCAAUCUACAGCAGCCAAAGAAGCCCUUCAAGGAUUCAAAAUCACACCCACACAUGCAAUGAAGAUUACUUUUGCAAAGAAAUAGUUUUAAGUAAUUACUAUGGAUAUUAGCAAUAUUUCCUUUGGUAUAAAAUAAAGUUUUAAGUAUUUUGAGAA
Leptidea sinapis is the source of this 1030-nucleotide messenger RNA. RefSeq names its product U1 small nuclear ribonucleoprotein A (gene snf). Gene Ontology annotation, cellular component: U1 snRNP. The record is from RefSeq and is a predicted model, not a curated record. NCBI's taxonomy places the organism in Eukaryota, Metazoa, Arthropoda, Insecta, Lepidoptera, Pieridae. Gene Ontology annotation, molecular function: U1 snRNA binding. Gene Ontology annotation, biological process: mRNA splicing, via spliceosome. The transcript has 4 exons. Bases 294 to 959 code for a protein of 221 amino acids.